Acaulospora morrowiae is the source of this 351-nucleotide messenger RNA. Lineage: Eukaryota; Fungi; Glomeromycota; Glomeromycetes; Diversisporales; Acaulosporaceae. The record is from the annotation of a GenBank genome assembly.
AUGAAAUUACAAGCUGUCUUCUUUAUUACCUUAUUCUUCAGCACUUUCGUGGUAUCGAUUACCUACCCCCACAAGCAACUUUUUUCCUGUUCUUACAUAAGAGAUUCAUGCCAAUCUUCAAUUUGUUGGGGAGAAGCUAGUUCUUUAAAAGGUUUGGCCCAUAGGAGCCAUCCUUACUGUAAAGUUGUGAUAAAGGAUCACAGUGGAAUCGUCUGCGAUGAGAAGGUCUCAGCUCAUUCAUGCAAAGAAGUGACGGACUAUUUCACACGCGGAAAUGAGUUGUUUGCCGAAAUCAAAUGCUAUCAAGAUAAUCAAUGUAUUGGUGAAUGUUGGUUGAAAGCAACUAAGUGA